Plasmodium berghei ANKA is the source of this 5985-nucleotide messenger RNA. Its product is annotated as tyrosine kinase-like protein, putative. Gene Ontology annotation, molecular function: protein kinase activity; ATP binding. Gene Ontology annotation, biological process: protein phosphorylation. The record is from RefSeq and is a predicted model, not a curated record. The transcript has a single exon. Lineage: Eukaryota; Apicomplexa; Aconoidasida; Haemosporida; Plasmodiidae. The coding region runs from base 1 to 5985 and encodes 1994 amino acids.
AUGUUUAAAAACAACAAUAACAUAUUCACUUUUUCACUUUAUGGAAAUGAAAAUGAAGUGGAUGAAAAUGAUAUUCAUAUGAAAGAAAAACUUAAUAACUAUAAUGCAACAAGCCAUAUUAUAUCAGCUAAAGAAUUUAAUAGAGAAUUUUUAUUAAAUAGAAAUAGUGCAGUAGAUAAUGAAAAUGUGACAUAUAUAAAUGGUAACGGGAAUUUGAUAAACGACUACAAUGAAAAUACUAGUAACGGCAGUAAUAAUAAUAACAAAGUUAUUAUGAACAAUUAUGAUAAAAAUAUGAAUCUUAGUUUUCAUAUGAAAAAUAAAAGUAACGAAAAAAUUAUUUACGAAAAUGUGAACAAUAUUGAAAAUUCCGAUAAAGCAUUUAUAACUAACAAUGUCAAAAAAUUUUUAGGAAAUUUCGAUUUUUUAAAUUUUAAGAGUAAAAAUAUUUUAGUAAAAAAUGGAAAAAAUAGUAAUAGCGAUAAUAGCAAUCAUUACAUAGGUAGCGAACAUAUAACUGCAAAUAAAUAUAAUAAUAAUAAUAUGUAUAAAAAUAAUAUGCAUCCAUCUACUUAUGAUCAUAUAAAAAAUGAUUCGUUAGUUGGAAUUGUAGGAAAUAAUAAAAACAACGAUUAUCGAAAUAAUGACACACCAAUGCAUUAUAGCGGUAGUAAUAAUAAUAAUAAUAACAAAUAUAAAUCCGAAAAAAUGUUAAAUCAUUCUGAAUAUGAAAUAAUAAAUAGUAUUAGCAACAAUAGCAGUCGUGCUAGUAAUGCUGGAAUAUCCAAUGAAGCUAGCUAUAAUAACUUUCUCAGAAGAAGUAGUAAUAAAAACGUUAGUAGUGAAAAAAGCGUUGGAAUUAUUAAUAAUAAUAUAAAGUUUCAUAAUAAUAAUAAUAAUAAUAAUAAUAAUAAUAAUAAUAACAAAAAUAAUGCGGAUAUAAAGGAGCGAUUAAAUAAUAUGAAAAGAGAAAAAAUUGUUUAUGAUAAAGAAAAAAAAAAUAUUGAUGGGGAGUACCUUGCCCAUGCAUGUAAUUAUGAAAAAAUAAAAAAUAAUAUGUAUGCACUCCCAAAAAUGGAUAAAAAUUCUGAACAAGUCAUAAAUAAUAAUCAAAAAUUUUAUGAAAUGGAAAAAAAUGUUUCAUUGGGUGGAAGUGCAUAUGACGAUAAAAAUAAAUCAGAAUAUCCAACAUAUGCUUCAUAUUAUAAUUAUGAUAAAAAAAAAAGGGUUUUAGAAACCGAUAAAGGAAAUGGAUAUAAUUUUCCUGGAUUUUAUGAUCUUAAUCAGGAUAAAAUUGAAAAUAGAACAAAUCAAAAAAAUUGUUUGAUAAUUGAGGAAUUUGAAAAAAAAAAUCAAACCAUUCAAAAUAGUAGUAAUGGGAGUGUAAAUUUUAUAUAUCCUAAUACUUUAAAAGGAUAUAAUAAUGAAAAUUCAUAUCAUAAAAACUCACCUGAACAAAAUAACUGCAUGCAUAUUAAAAAUAUGACUCCCUGUAGUGGCAAUAAUAACAAUCACAAUUUUAACAAUAAUAAUAAUUAUGGAAUAAAUAAAUUGACUACAUAUAUGAAAGUAGAUCAAACAGAUGAUAUAUAUGGUAUUGGAAGGGAAUAUGAAAUGCAUAAUGAUAUGUAUGAAUCUCGUGGUAUAUCAUCUAGCCAUUUUAAUAAAAAAAAAGAAGAUGAACAGCACAUUAAAAUGUUGAUAAAAGCUAGCUCGAAAAAAAUGAUAAAUAAUAAUAAUGAUAAUUGUAAUAAACUAAUGGAAUGUGAUGAUAUAUUUUUUAAUAAAAAAGAUAUAUUUCCUAAUAAUAAUAACAAUCAUAUGGGAAAAGAAAGUAAUAUGUCUCAUUAUAAUCAUAAUGUUGGAUGUGGAAAUAAUUAUGUUAAGAAAAAUAGUAGUAAUAAUAAUAUGAACAGUGCAUGUUAUGGGAAUUAUAUAAAAGAAGAAUAUUUGAUGCAUUUUAUUAAAGAAAAAAGAAAAAAACUUGAAGAAGCAAAACGAAAAGGAUAUAAUAAUAGUAAUGAUGGCGCUCAAGAAGAAUUAUUAAUUCAAGAAAAUUAUAUAAACAUGCACAAUAGCCAUAAUAAAAAUAAUAUAGCAACUUCAAAUAACAACUAUAACAUGAAAAAUUCAGAAGAAGAUUCAAACAGUAGUAGCAGUAGUGAACAAUAUAGAAACAUCAAUCAAAAUAAAAAUAAUAAUGAAAUAAAAAAAUAUAUCCAUCAAAAUAAUAGUGGAAAAAUGGGUAGUAUUGAUCCCCAUUCUAUUAUUAGAAAUCGACAAAAUGGAAAUUUAUUAACGGGGGAAUGGCAAGGAGCAUUAUUAAAUGGUGGGAUUGCAACGAAUAAUACUACUAAAAAUAAUUCUAAAUAUGUUAUUAAUAGUAGUGAUAAUUCAAUUACAUGUUAUAAAGAAAAUUGUUUAAAUAAUGAAAAUGUUAUUUAUGACGAAAAAGAUAAAUUAUUUAAAACGAAGGAAAAUUGUAAUAUAAAAAUAUAUAGAAGAUGUUUAGAAAAAGAACGAAUGCUAAAUAUUCCGAUUAUACAUUUAGGAGAAAAUGAUAUAAUAGUAAAGCAUAUAAAAUUAUAUUACCCAUUAAAAAAUGUAAAUAUAUUUACCAAAAUAUCAAAAAUAAUAUUUAUGACAAAUGCAAAUAUAUGUUCAUUAUAUUUAAGCGAUAAAUUAUUAAUAGAUUAUCAUAAUAUUAAAAUUCAAUCUUAUUUAUCAAAGGGGGGUUUUGGAGUUGUAUAUAAAGGAAUUUUAUUAAAAAAAGUAAAUAAAUAUGAAGAAAUAUGUGAUCAGAAUUCGAAAUAUACUAGCGAUUUUCAUAAUGGAUUAGAUGAUGGUAAUAGUGUAGAAAAAGAAUAUAAUAAUAUUAUUGAAAAAGAAGAAAUUUGUGAUCAAGAUGUUAAAAUUAAAAGAAAAAAAAUGCUUAUAAAUAAACAAAAAGAAAAUAAUGAUAAUAAAAUAAUUGCUAUCCAAGAUGAUAAUUGUAACAAUGAAAAUGUUAAGGGUCAAAAAAAUGAACGAGAAAAAGAAAUACAUAAUAAAGAUUUUGAAAAUCCCAAUUCUGAGCAAAAUAAUUUUCGUCGUUUAUAUGCAGAAGUUAUGAAAGUUAAUAAUAAAAAUUCCAAUCAUUGUGGAAAUAAUACAAACAAUAGUUCCAACAAUAAUACUAAUUAUAGUCGGUGUGGAUAUCAGAAAAACUGUCAAAAUUACAAUUUGAAUUGCAAUGAAAACCAUGACAAAAUACAAGAAUGUAUAGAACAGAUGGAUUUCCUUCGAAAUAAAAUGAUAGAAAAAAUAUUCGAAACAUUCAAUAAUCAGGAAAAUGUAUUUUCUUGUAAUAAUAAUGAAGUAAAUGAUAAUAACCAAAAUAAAAAAGAAUAUAACAUGCGAAUUAAUUUGAAAGAAGAUAAUAAAUCUGUGAUCGAAAAUAUUUUGAAAAAAAAAAAAAUAAUAAAUGAGUAUAAUAAUGGAAAUGACAAAAAUGGUGUUAAUUAUUCUGAACAAGCCAACAAAGAUAUUAACGAAAUAUUUGGAGAGCAAAUAAACGAAGACAAUAGAUAUAGUAUAAAUAGUAAUGGUGAAAACAAAUUUAAAUUAUUAAAUAAUUUUCCUUUUUUUGGAAAUAAGAUGGAAAAAAAAAAAAAAAAUUAUGAUAUAGAAGAAGAGCUAAAGAAUUUGACUAAUUUUGGAGAUAAUAUGUAUCAAAACAAUGAGCAUGUUAAAAAAAAUGAACAAUAUUCACAUGAAUGUAUUCACAAAGGAAAUGUGUUACCACAGCAAUGUUUACAUUCAGAAGAAAUAAAAGAAUUAAAAAAAUCUAUGCUAAAUUUUAUAUAUGGAAAUAAAAAAUGUGAUGAUAUAGUUAUCGAGAAAAAUUGUUUUAUUAAUGAAGCAGAAAAAAUAAUAAAUAAAUUACAAAGUAUAAAUAAAGAUUUAAAUAAAAAAUAUAAUGAUGAAAUCAUUUCAUAUUUAUUAGUUGAAAUAUAUCAUAAUAAUAUUGUAUAUAAUAAUAAUUUAAGUUUUUUAUGUAUAAAAAGUAAAAAUAUAAUAACAUUUUCAUUAAACAAAGACUAUUUAUAUAUAUUUGAUAGCCAAAAUAUAUUUCACUAUUAUAGCGAUAAAUCUAUAUUUAAGAUAGUAUUUAUAGAUGAUUAUAAAAUAUUAAAUAAAUAUAAGCAUUUUACAGUUUUUAAUAUUUUAAAUAAUGAUAAAGUUUUAAAAAAUUCAUCAAUAUUAAAACGUGAAAUAAAUAAACAUAAAAAUGGCUUAAACAAAUUAUCGAUAAUUCCAUUUAGUAAAUUAAAUAUGAAUCAUUUAGUAAAUGCACUCAUUUUUGGGUUUCUAAAAUUUAUUUUUAAUUUAAGAAAAAAAUAUCAUACUAUAAAAAAAGAUUGUUAUUGCUCAUUAUGCAAAAAUCCCAAAAACACAAAUUUUAUGAACAACAUUGCAUCAUUUAGUGAUCGUGGAUCAAAUCCCAAUGACUAUGAUCAAAAUUUUGAUGAUGAUUUAGAAAGUAUUUUAUUACAAAACAAAAUAAAUAUCUUAGAUGAGCUUAUUUGUAUUAACUCAAAUAACAAUGAUGAAAAUAUUUUUUCUUAUCCAAAAAACAAAAACACAACAUUCGAUCGAAAUAGCAAUCUAAACAACCAUCCUCCCGAAGAAUCCAUAAAUGAUGAUAAUAAUGCUCAUAUAAUUGAUAAAGAAAAAAAAACAAAUUUUAGAGGAAAUGAUAACAGUAUUUAUCAUAUUGUAAAUACAAGUGAUAGUGGUACUAAAAAUAACAUUUCCAAUGUAAAUAUAAAUAUUAAAAACAAUUUAAAUAAACCAAAUAUUGCACAAAAUGAUGAAGUGCAAUUAAAUGGAAAUAAAGGGAAAAUUAUAAAUUCAAGCAAUCAGGGUUUAGGAGAUAGUACAUUAUUAAAUUCAAAUAACACAGAUGAAUGUAAAACAACUAUUAUUUUGAAUUUAUCUAAAAAUAAAAAUGUUUCAAAGGAUUAUAUUAAUGAAAAAGAAUAUAAUAAUUAUGUUUCUAAAAUUAAAAACAAUGAAAAAAAUAAAGAAGAGGAAGAAGAUGAUGAAGGUAACACAAGCAAUAAGAUGAAAAACCAUGAUAAGAAAACAUAUAUUCAAAAAGAAAAAUUAAAAAUUAAUUGCAAUAGUGAAAAUAAAAAAAACAGGGAAGGAAAUGAUUUUGAAACCCCUGAUAAUGAAGAAAGAGAAGUAAAUGAAGAAGAAGAAAAUGGAAAUAAAGAUGGCGAAGUUUAUAUGCAAAUACCAGUUGCUAUUAAAAUACACGACUUAAAAGAUAGCAAAAAUUUAAAAAAUUUUUUAAGAGAAAUAGAAAUAUAUAAAAAUUUACAAAGAUCCAAUAUAUGCAAAUUUUAUGGUAUAUGUAUAAAACAUAAUAAAUUAAUGUUAUUAUUAGAGUAUUAUGCAAAAGGAAAUUUAUUUAACUUUUUAAAAAAUAAAAAUAAAAUUCAUAAAAAACAAAGAUUAGAAUGGGCGAUACAAAUGUGUUCUAUAGUACAUGAAUUACAUUCACAUAAUCCACCAAUUAUUAAUGGAGAUAUUAAAACAUCAAAUAUUUUAAUAAAUAAUAAUAUGGAUUUAGUAAUGUGUGAUUUUGGAAAAGCACGAUUUAAAAAUUCAAAACUUUAUAGUAAUUUUGGCUCAUACAGAUAUAUGGCUCCUGAAACAUUUAGUUGUACAUCUGAAGUUACCGAAAAAAUUGACAUAUGGAGUUUAGCUUGUUGUAUUGUUGAGAUAUUUUGUAGUAAAUAUCCAUAUUAUAAUUUUUCAAAAAAUACUAAAAUACGUCAUGAAUUAAUAGUUAAUAAAAGAACACCCCAUAUACCAAGCUUUUUACCAAAUUCUAUAAAAAAAUGUUUACAAAAAUGUUUCAGCUUUAACCCAGAAGAACGUCCAAGUGCUUAUGAAAUGUAUAAGGCGUUGAAAAAAAUUAAAGUUGUUGAAUGA